Drosophila kikkawai is the source of this 510-nucleotide messenger RNA. RefSeq names its product Ribonuclease P/MRP subunit p14 a (gene Rpp14a). The record is from RefSeq and is a predicted model, not a curated record. Gene Ontology annotation, molecular function: ribonuclease P activity; ribonuclease P RNA binding. Gene Ontology annotation, biological process: tRNA 5'-leader removal. Gene Ontology annotation, cellular component: multimeric ribonuclease P complex; nucleolus. Lineage: Eukaryota; Metazoa; Arthropoda; Insecta; Diptera; Drosophilidae.
GCCAACUUGGCAUCUCCGAUUUGGCCCAGCUGUUCCGAAGCCAGAAAGAAACAGUGAAAAGGGAGAAAUUACAUAAAAAUACACACUGACCGGCAUUUUUGAGGACUUCCCGAAGCUUCGGCAGAAAAUUUGACCCGCUCAGCCCUACGGGAGACUUGGAGCUGUGACCAAAGCAUGAGUGGUUACCAAUAUCUGGACGUGAAGCUAAAACUCCGUGAUCCAGAGUCGGUAACAUUGACGCCCGUCUUCCUCUGCGGCUGCAUUCUCAAUUCCCUGGCGAGUGUUUUUGGGGAAAUUGGUGGCCAGACCUCUGUGAAGAUUGUGAAAUUCAGCGCCUCGCAGCAGCGUUCCGUGUUCCGGGUGCCCGAGAACUUCCUGCAACGCGUCCGCAUUGCAUUAUCUUUGAUUGGUUACUACCAGGAGGUGCCCUGCCAUUUCCAAGUGCUCAGCACAUCCCCCAAGCGGAUUGAUUUCGAGGAUUCAGAGGAGGAAGUCAUAGCAUUUAUAUAG